Messenger RNA from Lathyrus sativus (Indian pea), 906 nucleotides. The record is from the annotation of a GenBank genome assembly. Lineage: Eukaryota; Viridiplantae; Streptophyta; Magnoliopsida; Fabales; Fabaceae.
AUGGCUGGUGCAAUCACUGCUUCCUCCCCUAUCUACCACCACAAACUCUUCAACUUCUCAUUUAUCCAUUCAUCCCUUCCCCAGACCCUCAACUUCCCACACACAACAAUAACCAUAUCCUCAAAACCCCUCUUUCUAAAUCCCCAAUUACUCAACCAUUCUUCUCUCAAACUCCACCCACCUUCAUUUUCGUUCCAUCAAUUCGAAUUCACCCAAGAAGAAAAUGAUCCUAAAACAGAACCUAAAACCUUGCAAAAUCCAGACCCAAAUUUGUCGCCAUCAAAGAGACUUUUUGUUGGUAACUUGCCAUUUUCACUGUCUUCUUCCCAAUUAGCUCAACUCUUUGGAGAAGCUGGAAAUGUUGUGUCUGUAGAGAUUGUGUAUGAUGACAUCGCGGAUAGAAGCAGAGGAUUUGCGUUUGUUACAAUGGGGAGCGUGGAGGAGGCUGAAGAAGCAAUUCGAAUGUUCGAGGGCACUAAUCUUGGAGGUAGGGUUAUUAAGGUAAACUUCCCAGAAGUACCCAAAGUAGGCAAAGGGGUGCAAAUGAGCUCAAAGUAUAGAGGUUAUGUAGACAGCCCUCACAUAAUCUAUGCCGGAAACCUUGGUUGGGAUAUGACUUCCCAUGAUCUUAGAGAAUCCUUUGCCGAGCAACAAGGCGUACUGAGUGCCAAGGUCAUCUAUGAAAGGAGCAACGGAAAAUCUCGUGGAUAUGGGUUUGUUUCAUUCGAAACUGCUGAGGAUGUAGAAGCUGCUUUGAAUGCUAUGAAUGGCAUGGAGGUUCAAGGCCGGCCUUUACGACUGAAAUUGGCUGUUGAUUACAAGAAGGAUUCAUCUCCUCCUGUAAUUGAUCAAAAUAAAGAAAGUAAUGUUGAUAGCUUGGAAAUGUUGUUUGGAAUAAGCAAAUGA